Molecule: messenger RNA, 501 nt
Organism: Fusarium keratoplasticum
Lineage: Eukaryota; Fungi; Ascomycota; Sordariomycetes; Hypocreales; Nectriaceae
Product: 3-dmu-9-3-mt domain-containing protein
Exons: 1
Coding region: 1-501 (166 amino acids)
Source: RefSeq, a predicted model, not a curated record
AUGUCGAUAGGCAAAAUCUCCACCUGCCUCUGGUUCGAAAACCAGGCCGAAGAAGCGGCAAACUACUACGUCUCCAUCUUUGCACCAAACUCCAAAAUCACCACGAUCCAACGCUACUCCGAGGCCGGCAAGGAGCAGCACGGCCGCGAGCCCGGGUCCGUCAUGGUGGUCGAGUUCGACCUCCGGGGCCACCACUUUGUCGCCCUCAACGGCGGGCCCGCCCCGUGGAAGUUCAGCGAAGCCAUCUCCCUCAUGGUCGACUGCAAGGACCAGGCAGAGGUGGACCACUUCUGGGAGAAGCUGGGGGAGGGCGCUGAUCACUCUCGCCAGCAGUGCGGGUGGCUUGGCGACAAAUUUGGCAUCGCGUGGCAGGUUGUGCCGACCGUGUUGAAGGAGAUGCUGAACUCGGGGGAUAAGGCGGCGGCGGACAGGGCGACCGUGGCUAUGAUGAAGAUGAAGAAGCUUGAUAUUGCGGAGUUGGAGAAGGCGUUCAAAGGAUGA